Malus domestica (apple) is the source of this 2436-nucleotide messenger RNA. NCBI's taxonomy places the organism in Eukaryota, Viridiplantae, Streptophyta, Magnoliopsida, Rosales, Rosaceae. The record is from RefSeq and is a predicted model, not a curated record.
CUGGUCCAGGUACUAAUUCUGCAAUCUUCGCCAAGCUAAUUUCGUCUGGAUUCUCUCAAGCACAUGUAAUUUUCAAGAAAUUUUCAAUUUAAUUCGGUCGAUCAAGCAAUGAAAGAUCCUAACGCACGUAACGUGGGAUUUAAAUUGGGUUAGGAGAAUGAGCUCUAAGAGGGAACAUGAAGGUAAUGCUAGUGUGAACAUGGAAGGGUUUGAAUCGGACCGAAAGAGGCAAAAACUAAAUGAGCAUUCGUUGCAGCCACCUGCCACUGAAGGCACUUUACUUCCGGGUUUUAAUUACGGCGAUGUGGAAGACGAGGACAACCACAGAAGGCCACCUGUGAAUGGCUCUAAUGGGGUAGGUGGCGCUAAUCAAAAGGGUGUACAAAUUGGGGGUCAAGUUGAAGAAGUAGAGGAUGAUGAUGAUGAUGACCUUGAACAAGGACUUUACCAAAGGCGGGGGCGUGAAAUCGAGGUCAGGAGGGAUUGCCCAUAUCUUGAUGCCGUCAAUCGUCAGGUUUUAGAUUUUGAUUUUGAGAAGUUCUGUUCUCUGUCCCUGUCAAAUUUGAAUGUGUAUGCAUGUUUGGUUUGUGGGAAAUAUUAUCAAGGCAGAGGGAGGAAGUCCCAUGCAUAUACUCAUAGCCUUGAAGCCGGACACCAUGUUUAUAUCAAUCUUCAAACGGAGAAAGUUUAUUGCCUUCCCGAUGGAUAUGAAAUAAGUGAUCCAUCAUUGGAUGAUAUUCGGCAUGUCCUAAACCCAAGGUUUACUGAGGAACAAGUGGAGCAGAUUGACAAAAACAAGCAAUGGUCCAGGACACUUGAUGGUUCCGAUUACCUUCCUGGAAUGGUGGGGCUCAAUAACAUUAAGGAGACUGAUUUCGUGAAUGUCACUAUACAAUCUUUAAUGAGAGUCACUCCUCUAAGAAAUUUUUUCCUUAUCCCUAAGAAUUAUCAACACUGCAAGUCUCCGCUUGUUCAUCGAUUUGGGGAGCUAACAAGAAAGAUAUGGCAUGCACGAAACUUCAAAGGACAGGUCAGCCCGCACGAGUUCCUACAGGCAGUUAUGAAAGCCAGUAAGAAAAGGUUUCGAAUUGGAGCACAGUCUGACCCAGUUGAAUUCAUGUCAUGGCUGCUUAAUACGCUGCAUGCAGAUCUUAGAACUUCGAAGAAAAAUAGCAGCAUCAUAUUUGAGUGCUUUCAGGGGGAACUGGAGGUUGUGAAGGAGAUUCCUAAUAAAGGUAUUGAGAAAAUAGAAAAUGUUGAUGACCAGAAUACAGGUGCUGCUACUGCAAAUAACGGUAUCGUGAAGGAAACUUACAAAAUGCCUUUCUUGAUGCUUGGAUUGGAUUUGCCCCCACCACCGCUUUUCAAAGAUGUGAUGGAGAAAAAUAUAAUACCCCAGGUCCCACUUUUCAACAUUCUGAAGAAAUUUGAUGGAGAGACUAUCACUGAAGUGGUCCGACCUCGCAUAUCAAGGAUGAGGUAUCGAGUCGCCCGAUUACCUCAGUAUCUUAUUCUCCACAUCCAACGUUUUACAAAGAACAAUUUCUUUGUGGAGAAGAAUCCGACUUUAGUGAACUUCCCUGUGAAGAAUCUCGAAUUGAAAGACUACAUCCCAUUGUCAACCACCAAUGAGAAUGAGAGGUUGCGCUCAAAGUAUGAUCUCAUUGCCAACAUUGUACAUGAUGGUAAACCUGGUGAAGGUUCCUACAGGGUGUUUGUACAAAGGAAGUCCGAAGAACAAUGGUAUGAGAUGCAGGACCUUCACGUCUCCGAAACCCUUCCCCAAAUGGUUGCACUGUCUGAGACAUACAUGCAGAUAUACGAGCAGCACCAGUAACACGAGACGAUUUGAGGACUGAGGUGGCAGAUCGAAUUUGCAUGAAAUUCAGAAACAUUCGAAUUUUACCAGAAUUUUGUGGACAUUUGAGAAUAUUUGCUGCUAGUAGUGGGGAGUAGGUUUUGAAAAUUGCUGGUGGGUGUUGAUGUUGUCACAAGUUUUAAAUUGGAAACGCCAGGGUUGACCCUUGCUUGAAACGCCACUGGAAAUGGCCGCAGUAUCUGCCAGUGAUUCAAAGUCGGAAGGCGUUCACGGGUGAAAGUUUCGGAAUAUUCCCAGCCUUUUGUUUCAAAAAAAUAAAUUAAUAAAUUAGGUGCUUCGUGUUUUUGAACUUUCAAUAUGGGUUUUGGUUCGUAGGUUAAAAUUUUGGGAGUACUAAGUAAUAAUAUGAGUAUUUCUAUUAGAACUUCUCUCUUAUUUGCUUGAGCGGAAGUUUUAAUUGUGUUGUCUGUUUUGUCUAAAUUAGCGUUGCUCCACAUUGUAAACAUGAUAUAGUGUGCAAAUAACUGUUGAAUGAAGAACGAUUUACAUAGAAUGAGUUCACCGUCACUGUAACUAUUCAAUUUAAGAAUACAAUAUCAUAUAAAUUUUUCACUUUA